UACAUACAGGUGGUGCACACAGCAUAUAUAGGCUAGGUUUGAAGAGCGCGCUAUUAGCACUGACCACGCGCUAAUGCAUUAUUGUAUCCUUGUUGUAUAUCUAAUAAGCGACAAAGUAAAGUAAGUGUUAACGUUGAAAGCGUGUAUAUAUAGUGGUCAACAUGACGCGUACUACCUCUGUCGCGCAUGUCACGUAAGAGGGUAAAGAUGACAGAUCGUACACUGAACAUCACUGCGUUUCCAUCGGAAUUGUUGAUAAUAAUUUUCGAAUAUUGUAGUGCGUUUGACUUGGUGAAGCUCACUCAAGUAUGCAAACGAUUUCACGAAAUAAUAGAAAAAGACUUAAUCUGGUUAAAAAAGAGCCAUUUACCUCUCGUUACGAAUCAAAAGUCGGGAAGGUUUCUUGAAAGAUGUAAUCGAGUAUUAUGUAAUCGCUCCAAGUGGCGUAUAUCCUAUAAUUGGCAAUAUGGGAAAUAUACUAAGAAACUGUUACAUCAACAAUAUAUAAAAGUAAUACCAAAGCUACGCAUGAGAUCACAUGAACUUUGGUGGUGUGGUAACAAUCUGCUCUAUGGCUUCAAACGUACAAUACCUUUCAGUAUAGAUAAUGUAAUAUUUAAAUGUGUCAAUUCUAUAUGCGAUUUUAGCACAUUUGUUCUAAUGAGAGAUUGUGUCAUAACUGGUGAUAGUGUCGGUGCUUUAAGGUAUUGGUCAUACGAUGAAUGUAAAAGGAUCCACGUUACAAGCGCUCAUGCUGAUGACAUUAUUACUAUGGACGCAACAUCAGAAGUUAUUCUUACAAGCUCAGCUGAUAAAACAAUAAAGGUAUUUCCUGCACCUGUGAAAGAUGAUGAGCUAAAGUGUUACGAUUAUUAUUACUUUUCUAUACCCAUAACAGAUAAAGUUUGGUCAAUUAAAGCUGAUGUCAAAGGCACGAAGUUUGCCGUUGGCACAUCUGCGAAUACUAUCAAACCCCUCCAUAUAUAUGAUAUUGAACAAUGCGUAUGUUUAAUGCAGCUAAAUCAUAACUGGCGAUAUGGUGCUGGGAUAUUGGACAUGGUAUGGGAGAAUCCACACACUCUACUCACUUGUGGCUACGACACGUUUAUUCGAAAAUGGGAUUUGCGAUGCGGGAAGUGCGUAAACUCAUGGGCAGAUCCAACCGAUGCAACGUUAUAUUGCAUCUCAUCAGAUUAUAAUCAUACCAUGAUUACGGGAACGCAGUUUAAUUGCAUGGCUGUUCUUUGGGAUCAAAGACAACGUGAAUACAUGCAACUCUACUUUAUGAAAUGUCCAGGGAAUUACGAUAAAUCACCGAUCUAUUCUUUAGACUUUGACAAUAUUAAUCUGUAUAGCGCCACAGAUAGAUAUCUAGUCGAGCUGAAUUUUUAUGAAAACACAAAACAAUCGUUGAACUAUAAUGGAGUAAUAAAAUAAUGAGAGAAGUAGCUAAACAAAUAUGCAGUUGUAGAAACUAAUUGUACAUAUAUAUAUAUAUAUAUAUAUAUAUCCCUCGAAAGAAUAUACAGACAAGCGAAUGAAAAUGGAGGCAAGAUGAUAUACUAUUAUGUAUUUCCUUGAGGGAUAUUGUAUAAAAAAGAUAUUUUUUAUACAGUUCGGUGAUAACAUUAUAAUUAUUAUCACAUUUUAAAUAUGUACUUAAUAAAUUCCAUUUUGUGUACUGUAA
Messenger RNA from Harpegnathos saltator (Jerdon's jumping ant), 1687 nucleotides. Its product is annotated as F-box/WD repeat-containing protein 4. Gene Ontology annotation, molecular function: protein binding. NCBI's taxonomy places the organism in Eukaryota, Metazoa, Arthropoda, Insecta, Hymenoptera, Formicidae. The transcript has 7 exons. Gene Ontology annotation, cellular component: SCF ubiquitin ligase complex. The record is from RefSeq and is a predicted model, not a curated record. The coding region runs from base 187 to 1437 and encodes 416 amino acids. Gene Ontology annotation, biological process: SCF-dependent proteasomal ubiquitin-dependent protein catabolic process.